AUGACAACUUCUGCACUUCCAAGGUUUGUUGUGCUAAAUGUCCCAAAAGCUGCCACAAACACUUACGUAUGUCGCAAGGACGACGGCCUUGUCAUUGAUGGAGGCGACAGCACGUUCAGCCCGCUGGUCAAGAUCGAAAUCGAGCGUGCAACGAAAAACGCAGACGGCAACUCCAUCGUUGCUAUAUCAAACAAGCCAGAAGAGAACACAAUGAAGCCGUCGUGUACGCUCUUCGAGUCGAGCCUACAAUCAGAUGAGCUCCACUUGACUCACGUCAAGACCGGCUGGCGCGUCAUGAUAAACAAUUUUACCAAGGCUUUCUACGUCAACAAAAAUAGCAUCGGUGCGCCCCUUAGGUUUGUGGAUUGGGACAGGUUGGUUAAAUUGCCCCAACACGUCGCUUUCAAAGGAUACAACGGGGAAUAUCUCAAAGCGUAUCACCAUGAAGACCUUAAUUACCUCCAAUUCGGAUCCGACGAUCCAAUCAGUACCUUAUCCGGCCACAAGGUCUCGCUAAUGCGCGACGACCAUGUUCGGAUGUAG
This is a messenger RNA of Salvia hispanica, 543 nucleotides long. The record is from RefSeq and is a predicted model, not a curated record. Lineage: Eukaryota; Viridiplantae; Streptophyta; Magnoliopsida; Lamiales; Lamiaceae.